Molecule: messenger RNA, 1416 nt
Organism: Nanorana parkeri
Lineage: Eukaryota; Metazoa; Chordata; Amphibia; Anura; Dicroglossidae
Product: thymic stromal cotransporter homolog
Exons: 4
Coding region: 1-1416 (471 amino acids)
Biological process (GO): transmembrane transport
Cellular component (GO): membrane
Molecular function (GO): transmembrane transporter activity
Source: RefSeq, a predicted model, not a curated record
AUGCACGUCGUCAGGGAGCGGGCAGCAAGAACCUGGAAGUUACAGCCUGCUUCUGAUGACUUCGCAGAAGAAGAUGGUGGUAACCAAGUACAGUGUUCAGCCAUUAUUACGAUGAGGACCUGGAUCGAGCCAGUGGUUGCUGGGGCACAGGUUGCUAGCUCUUUUUAUGACACAGCUUUACUAUUUGUGGUCAAGAAUUACUAUAAUCGGACUACUACAUCCUUAAACACAUCUCAUUCAGUCACGCUACAGAAAGCCAUAUCAAACUUCUAUAUCAUACACAACCUCAUUUUGGGACUUACCCCGCUGCUGUCAGCGUAUAUCCUUGCAAGGAUCGGAGACAGACAGAGAAGAAAGGUCACAAUAUGUGUUCCAUUGCUUGGGUACUUUAUCUCCAGGUGUUUUUUGUUGCCUGUCCUCUUCUUAGACUGGCCUAUAGAAGUCAUGUUUGGCUCUGCUGCUCUGAAUGGUUUAACUGGCUGGUUUACAACCUACUGGGCUGGGGUUAUGGCUUGGGCAGCCCUGGACUCCACUAAAAAAAGACGAUCCCUCAAGUUCAUCAUUAUUGAAUUAGUGUAUGGAUUAUCUGGUUGUGUUGGCAGCUUGGCUUCUGGGCACAUCUUUGUAUCAGUAACAAUAUCUAAUGAUCCAGGAGCAACCCUAGUUAUAUGCAGCGUUUCCCUUUAUUUUUUAUGCCUAAUAUACAGUUUAUUUAUUUUAAAAGUGCCUUAUGAUGAAACAGAGCGGUAUGGGAAUUCAGGUGAAGGAGUGGAUGCAGAAGAAGUCAGUCAUGAAAACUCACCUGAACCAACUGAGCGUUCCAAACUACUGGGUGAAAUAAACAGACCAUUUGAGGACCUCCCUCCUCAGACUCCAGCCAAACUUUUUAUUGCUCUUCUCUUUGCUACUGCCAUAUUGUACAAUAUCUCGGUGGAUGGAGGAAUGGACGUACUUAAUUUAUUUCUAAUUAAAGAACCUCUAGGGUUUAGUCCUACCUUCAUUGGUUAUGCCAGUGCUGCUGGUUAUUUGAUAUUCAUCACUAGUUUCUUGGGAGUUUGGAUUUUUUCCAGAUGUCUUAAGGAUGUAACUCUAAUUAUAAUGGGCAUAGUGUCCUUCUGCGCUGGUAUAUUCAUUAUGGCAUCUGUACGAUGGACUUUCUUGUAUUUUGUUGCUCGAGCUGUGAUGAUGUUUGCUUUAAUACCAAUGCCAACAAUAAGGUCUGUUUUAUCGAAACAUAUACAAGGAUCAUCAUAUGGAAAAGUCUUUGUUGUACUCCAGCUGUCAAUAGCGAUUACAGGGGUUUUGACAUCAAUUGCAUUCAAUAAGAUCUACCAAGCCACUUUAACCUCAUUCAGUGGAGCUUGCUUUAUUAUAUCAGGCAUCCUUUCCAUUCUGAGCAUCAUCCCCAUCAGGUGA